This is a messenger RNA of Vitis riparia (riverbank grape), 1775 nucleotides long. RefSeq names its product nuclear transcription factor Y subunit B-6. The record is from RefSeq and is a predicted model, not a curated record. NCBI's taxonomy places the organism in Eukaryota, Viridiplantae, Streptophyta, Magnoliopsida, Vitales, Vitaceae. The coding region runs from base 950 to 1615 and encodes 221 amino acids. Gene Ontology annotation, cellular component: CCAAT-binding factor complex; nucleus. Gene Ontology annotation, molecular function: DNA-binding transcription activator activity, RNA polymerase II-specific; RNA polymerase II cis-regulatory region sequence-specific DNA binding; protein heterodimerization activity. The transcript is spliced from 3 exons. Gene Ontology annotation, biological process: regulation of transcription by RNA polymerase II.
GGAGAUGGAGAGUGGAGGCCUCCAUGGCUACAGAAAGCUCUCCAAGACAACCUCUGAGAUCCAAACAGAGGCUCUCAGCAUUGAUGUUUUGCAUGCAGGGACUGUGUAUGAUUCGAUUGUUGAGACAUUGUCGCCUGAUCUAGUGUUCUUCUCCUGCAUGCAAGUGUGUCUUGGGAUUCUGCUCUCUCUUAUCUUGAAGACAACCUCCAUUUUUAGCUUUUUCUCACCGUUGAGAUCUAGUGUUCUUUCUUUUUCUGUGAUGGUUCUGGUCUGAUUACUUGCAUGCAACUGUAGAAAAAUGUUCUCUGACGCUUUGAUAUCCGGGUUCUUCGCUUGGAUCCCUGCAGUAACUUUCUCUUCUGAUGUUUGUCUUCCCCUUGAAGCUUUAUUUUCUAGGAAAUAGAGCUUGGCGGUGACUCUUCCUUUUUUGCUUGGAAAUCGUUUUCACCCUUCUUGUGAUUCACAGCCCUUUAAUUACAGCGAUGGGCAAACUUGCUCACGUCUUAAAAUUUAUUUGUUUUUUUCUUUACUUGGACUUCGGAUUUGAUCCAUUAUCUUUAUUGAUUACAUUUUGUAUGAUGUUGAUUAUAUUUAUUGGAGUAAAAUGUGCCCAUGGCGGGCAUGGCCUCUCUGCAUAUAUAUAGAUAUGGGGUUAUGGAAGCUAGAGUACUGCAAAAAGGUAGUGGAGAAGAAAUGGUUGAAGUAAUGGGUUGUGAAAAUCACAGUACCUUACAAAUGGCUAGCAUGCAGAAGAAGGUCCCACAUGACCUUGUCAACACUUGGCGCUCAUGCACUUUGAUUAUACACAACCCUUCCCAUUUACACAGUCACCGUCUACUUUAACCUAGACAUUACACCAAUUUUCACUCUUAACUAGGCUUGGCGUGCUCUUGCUGCUGCGUUUUUUACCAAGAUUUUUGAAGAACCUGAACACAAAUGUGGGUUAAAAAUGCAGCAGAAAUCAGAAGAAAGAGGGAUGACUUUUUGUUUCAGUUUUAAAGCUAUUGAUCUUUGCAUGUUGUCAAGCUCAGGAAUGAAGCUGACAGAACCCAAUGAGAAGCAGCCUGAGAGCAAUCAGAUGUCCAACAAUUCAGCCAUGGAAGACACUGAAUGCACUGUGAGGGAACAAGACAGGUUCAUGCCAAUAGCGAAUGUGAUCAGGAUCAUGCGCAAAAUCCUACCCCCACAUGCCAAAAUCUCGGAUGAUGCCAAGGAAACAAUCCAGGAGUGUGUGUCUGAGUACAUCAGCUUCAUCACAGGUGAAGCCAAUGAGCGGUGCCAGCGCGAGCAGCGCAAGACCAUCACUGCAGAGGACGUGCUGUGGGCAAUGAGCAAACUUGGUUUUGAUGACUACAUGGAGCCACUCACCAUGUACCUCCACCGCUACCGCGAGCUUGAAGGCGACCGUACCACCAUCAGGAGUGAGCCAGUGGUGAAGAGGAAUGUGGAGUUUGGGGGUCUGAGCGUGGCGGCAUUUGCGCCGGCGUUUCAUAUGGGUCAUCACCAGGGGUUCUUUGGAGCAGCAGCCAUGAGUGGAUACUUGAAGGAAGCUCCCAAUGCAGGCACAUCCCAGGCUGCAGUGGCUAGCUUGGAACCAUAUGGCCAGUACAAAUGAGCUUAAAACAAAAUACUAGCUAGAGAGAGUAGUAGUUUCUAGUGAGGUGAAGGUGAAAAUAAAUGGAAUGUAAUCAAAGGAAAAGAGUUUUUGUUGGGACGCUGUUAUGCAAAAUCAGCUGGGGUUUCCUGGUUGAUCCUCCUUCUAAUUAAGGUCCUUU